Molecule: messenger RNA, 2568 nt
Organism: Medioppia subpectinata
Lineage: Eukaryota; Metazoa; Arthropoda; Arachnida; Sarcoptiformes; Oppiidae
Source: the annotation of a GenBank genome assembly
AUGUCCGCAUCGUUGGGGCGCUCGAAGGCCUCGUCGUCGACGCGCUCUUCCGAGACGUCUUCGUCGGCGUCGUCUCUGUUCGCGAGUCGACCCAAUCGUGGCAUAAAUGGCCGCAACUAUCAGAUAGUGGCCAAUCAUUUCCCGAUUAAGUUCACGUCAGACCUAAUGAUAGUGGCCAAUCAUUUCCCGAUUAAGUUCACGUCAGACCUAAUGGUAUAUCACUAUGACGUGGAUAUGGAGCCGAUGCGACUCAAUCAGGACUUGGCGUCAAUGACUUUCGCCGACGACUCGGUAGAGACGGACGACAAGAGCGCCAAACGGAGGCUCAAGAAACUCAACUCAAAGAUCUAUCGCGUGGUCAUCGAAGAGGCCAUCAAACGAUACUCAGGUCCGGGAGAGCUGUUCGAUGGCGUCCUUCCCGUGUUUGACGGCCAGAAGAAUAUGUAUUCGCGAAAAGAACUGGAUUUAGAGAAAUUCACUUUCCGUGGCAUUAAUGGCGCCGAAGCCGACAAAGUCGUGGCCAGGAUUCAGGUCGAGGUGAACGAAGACGGCCGGCAAGUGAUCUACGCCCUCAACAUUAAGAACGCGUCAGUCAUUGACAUGAAUGGCCUGAAGAAGUAUUUCGACAAACAGACGAAUGUGAUGCCGUCGGACGCCAUUCAAGUGCUGAACAUUAUCCUAAGACACGGGCCGUCUAUUUUGAAUAUCCCGAUCGGCAACUCAUUGUACGCGCCGUACAACGAGUCCGCCGGCAAACGCAAAGACAUCGGCGGCGGCCGUCAGUUGGCCUACGGAUACUUCCAGUCAAUGAGACCCGAAUCCAAUGGCGUAAGUCUUGUGAUCGACAGGACGGCCACCGCUCUGUACGAGUCGGGAGUUUUGGCCAAAUUUAUUUGUAAGAUUCUGGGCCUCACUCGCGAGGCUUUCAUGGCUUUGAAAGGCUUUAGGGAUUCCGACAGAAAGCGUAUCGAAAAGGAGUUGAAAGGCAUUCAGAUUCAAGUCAAUCACUUGACUUAUAAACGCAAAUACAAAGUGAUUGGUUUGACCAAAGAGUCGGCCACUGAAGUGAAGUUUGAAUACAAGAAGACUGAUCCCAGAGGAAAGGAGACUAAUAUGGGAAUGAUGUCAGUCGUGGAGUUCUAUGAGAAGCACUACCCGGACAAGUGUCCGCUCAAGUUCGCGGCCAUGCCGUGCAUCAUCGUCGGCAACAUUAAGAAUCCCAAUUUCCUGCCGCUCGAUGUCUGUGAGUUGGUUCCCGACCAACACGUCUCCAAGAAUCUCACAAACGAUCAAAUGGUGGAAAUGAUUCGCUCGUCGGCCUCACAGACGCCCGCAAAUCGGCUUCAAUUCAUUCGCGACUCCGCGAAGAGUACUAUUCAUGACUCGAAGUCAUAUAUGAAAGAGUUUGGAAUCGCUUUUCCGGCCGGAAAUACUCCGCUCAGUAUUGACGCCCGAAUCCUGUCGGCGCCGCUCCUCAUGUAUGGCAACAAACGUACUCUCAAUCCGUUUGACGGCAAAUGGGAUGUCAGGAAUCAGCAGUUCUUCGAACCGAGAGCUCUCGAGCACUGGAUAAUCAUAGCGUUGACCCCAAACAUGGAGGGAAGGAUGGAACAGUUGGAGCGCUGUGUCAAAGAGUCGGGCACUAAAUUGGGAAUGAGAAUCAUGAACGCCACCAAACGGGUGUCGCUCAAGAGCUACGGACCCGACUCUAUCCACAAAGUGUUUGAAAAGGCGUUAGAAGUGACCAGUGGUCGACUUCAGCUCAUUUUCUUUGUGAUAACUCCGAAGUAUCAGUAUUUGUAUGAAUCAAUCAAAAAGGUCGGAGACGUGGACUUCGGGAUUGUCACCCAAUGCAUCAAAGAGGCCAAUCUCAGCAAUUUGAAACCACCACUGAUGCAAAAUGUGAUGUUGAAAGUGAACACAAAGUUGGGCGGAGUUAACGCCAUUCUCACUGACAUCGAAGUGCUGAAGAAGCGCACAAUGAUUGUUGGCGUCGAUUGCAGUCAUCCAGGAGUGGGCGAUAGGAUGUCUCGCUCUGUGUCUGCAUGUGUGGCAUCGAUUGACGACUCGUACGUGAAGUACUUCGCGUCGACUCGUCUCCAGAAGCGCGUCCAAGAGAUCACUAGUGAGCUCCAGGAGAUGAUGUUAGACCUGCUUCGGGAGUACGCCAACAGAAACAAUGGCAAUCUUCCCGAACAGAUCAUUGUGUAUAGGGAUGGCGUCAGCGAAGGCCAGUUCAACGCCGCUCUUCAACAGGAGAUCAAGGGUUUGAUCCAAACGUUUGCGAUGGAAAAGCCUGGCUAUGAGCCUAAGAUGACGUAUAUUGUGGUUCAGAAGAGACACCACACGAGAUUCUUCCCACAGAAUCCAGCGGAAGGCGUGGGCCGAGCGAAGAACGUUCCGCCGGGUCUAGUGGUGGACACGGAUGUGGUGUCGAAGACGCACUUCGAUUACUUCCUGUGCUCUCACGAAGGCAUUCAGGGAACCAGUCGUCCGACUCAUUACUUCAUUCUCUGGGACGACAACAAGUUCUCUGCGGAUGAGUUGCAACAGUUGACGUUCAGUCUG